Messenger RNA from Lates calcarifer (barramundi perch), 4139 nucleotides. RefSeq names its product forkhead box K1 (gene foxk1). The record is from RefSeq and is a predicted model, not a curated record. NCBI's taxonomy places the organism in Eukaryota, Metazoa, Chordata, Actinopteri, Centropomidae. Gene Ontology annotation, molecular function: DNA-binding transcription factor activity, RNA polymerase II-specific; RNA polymerase II cis-regulatory region sequence-specific DNA binding; protein binding. Gene Ontology annotation, biological process: regulation of transcription by RNA polymerase II.
GUUCUUGCACCGCCCCGGACUCCAUGUUGUUCCGACAGCCACGGAGCGAACAAGUGCCCUGGCCGAAAACUCUCACGUUGCAACUCUGUGUGUGCGAGAACUAAGUGUGUGUGCGCGUGUGAGAGUGUGUUGACCCUGCGAAAGAAGAUGGCAGACUACCGGGACGACACCGGAGCUCGAGCCCUACUUGCUCUGCAGUCGGCGCCGUGCAGCCCCGUGCGCGUCGCGGUGACCUCGCACGUCUAUCACCAGCCCUCGCUCGCCCUCUUGGGUCCUCCGGUGAUGGAAGCCCGCACCGACGCCGGGAUCCUUCCCGUGCGCCUCGCUUCUCAUCCUUCGCAGGCCCUCGCCAGGCUCGAGGGCCGGGACUUUGAGUUUGUCAUGCGCCAGAGGACGGUCACCAUAGGCCGAAACUCGUCUCACGGCUCCGUGGAUAUCAACAUGGGUCACUCGAGCUUUAUUUCACGACGACACCUGCAGAUCACCUACGAUGAGGCGAACGGUUUCUCCCUCCGGUGCCUGGGCAAGAACGGCGUGUUCGUAGACGGGGUGUUCCAGCGGAGAGGGGCGCCGCCGCUGCCGCUGCCCAGAGAGUGUGUGUUUCGUUUUCCCAGUACGGUCAUCAAGAUCCAGUUUAUGUCACUCCUGGAGCCUGAGGAGCACAGAGAGAAAGAGCAGCCCUCUCCUCCCCCUCGCCCGCUUCUGCCCCACAUUUCUCCUCUCAAAAUCAGCAUUCCCACAGUGCAGCAGCAUGAAGAGCACAUCAGGGCGUUCGGCUCUCCGCUGCCCUCGCCCACAGGCACCAUCAGUGUUCCUAACUCCUGUCCGGCCAGUCCACGCGGGGCAGGGUCAUCAGGGUAUCGCUAUGGACGCAAUGUGACCUCUGACCUCCAGUUAGCAGCUGAAUAUGCUGCCAAGGCUGUUUCUGAGCAGAGACGAAGCAUUGCUGAGCAGAGAGGUGUGGGAAGUGAGCAGCGGGGGGAGUCAGCUGGUGGAGACAGCCCCAAGGAUGAGUCCAAGCCACCGUAUUCCUAUGCACAGCUGAUUGUCCAGGCCAUCUCUCUGCCCCAGGACAAACAGCUGACUCUUAGUGGCAUCUACGCCCACAUCACCAAACACUACCCCUACUAUCGCACUGCAGACAAGGGCUGGCAGAAUUCAAUCAGACACAACCUAUCACUCAACCGCUACUUUCUGAAAGUGGCCCGCUCUCAGGAUGAGCCUGGGAAAGGGAGUUUUUGGCGUGUGGAUUCUGCCUCCGAGAGCAAGCUGGUGGAGCAAGCCUUCAGGAAAAGACGGCAAAGGGGGGUGGCUUGCUUUAGGACGCCAUUCGGACCUCUCUCGUCUAGAAGCGCCCCUGCAUCCCCAACCCACCAGGGGCUUCUGUCUCCUCCAUCCAGUGGGCUACAGACUCCUGAAUGUCUGAGCAGGGAGGGCUCUCCAAUCCCCCACGACCACCAUGAACAGCUGGCUAACAAACUGGCAUCUGUACCUGAAUAUAGAUACUCUCAGAGCGCCCCAGGAUCUCCAGUUAGUGCUCAGCCCGUCAUCAUGGCUGCACCCCCCCACCCAACAGUUCUGCCCUCAGGCCCGGGGAAAGCCCUUGCUUUGGUUCCAGGUGGUGGCGGCCAAGUCCAGCCCAUCCACAUGCUCCAGAACCCCUCUCAGCCCUCUGUCACCAUGAUGCGGGUGGUUACCAGUGCCCCACUUUCCAACCCUCCGAAUGGAUACAGCACCCCCUCUGCUGGAGGAGCAGAGGGCAACAGUGAGCUGAGAGAAGCCCAGCUGAGCAGAGAGCGUGUUAUCCAGACUGUGGACAGUGCGGUGCAGGGUGGGGACGGACGGAACCUGGCUCCAGGCUUACAUCAACUUCCUGUUCGUCCUGUUACCCAGAAUGGCAAACACACCACUGCUGCUGUUGCCACAGCAACCAGCCUUGCUAAUGCAUCUGGCAUGAGUAGUCCUCUCCAGAUCUUGGCUGCCCAGGCUUCCAGCUCCCCUCCAGUGCUCGUGAGCAGACAGCCCAGUGCAGAAACUUUAGCUGAGCAGCAAGGCGCACCCCAGGCCAAGAGGCCAAAGAUGGAGGAUGACGGUGGGACUGAAUCCACUCAGCACCAGGUCACGCCUGCCCAGCAGCCUGUCAUCGUUGCCAUGACAUCACAAACCCAUGACCCCAGGAAGUAAAACCCAGGCCUUCUUACCAGGUACCCGAUGGACAGCCUCCUUAUCGUCCCGCAACUGCUUCACCUUUUAUACUCAUUUGAUAUGACUGCAGCCGACACGGCCAAAAAAUGUACAGGCAGCCUCUCUCAACAGAAGGGAAUUAAAUUGUAAGGAACAUAUAUUUUGGUCAAAAAUAGAUGAAAGCUUUCAAAUACAUUCUGAAUUUAAAAGCAAGUAAAAUCUUUCAGGACUUUUUCAGCUUUACAGUCUUUUUGUAAUCAGCCAUUCACUGACAACUCAAACACGUAAGGACAUUAAGCUUAUGAGAGCAUUAUGCAUAUUAAAAACGUUUCAGCACUACUUUUACCCACGUGAAUGUAGAAUAUCUCAGAUACAACCUUUUCCUCUUGUUGAUGGCUCAGAUACAUCGGUUAUUAUCACUCUCAGGCCAAAGAACUCACCUCUCCUGCACUUCUGAUUAGAGUCACUGCCUGAUUUAAAACCAGGGAAUGUGUGUUCAGAGAUUUGAAUGGCCUGCAUUUACAGAAGAAACUGUGAUGAUCAGAGUUGAUCUACUGUGUAGUUAAAUACAGCUGUGGAUAAAAAGGUAGAGAGGACUUAACUGCAGACCAGGUUGAUAGGGCUUGGGAGACUGUUAAGAAUAUGAUUAUUCUCUAAGGAUUGCCAUAUGAAGAGUACAAAGUGAGACAGAAAUAGUCAAACAGGUUGUCUCUCUCAGAAAAGAAAUGUUAAUAUUAAGGCCAAGAACAGAAUGUGAGGCGUCUCUUCUUGUCUUCUCUGUAAAGCACAAAAUGAAAGGAGUAUUGUUUGUGAAAAAGAGAUGGGAGGGAAUCCAGGAAUAACAAACCAGGACUUUUGCAGUUCUCACUUCACUUCAGCUCAGUUUGAUUUAUCAGUGUGAAGCUCCUCAGAUUCAAGAUGAUCUGGGUAAUUGGGCGGUGAAGUUGGAGCAGGGAAGGGCAAGAAAAAAAAAAAAGAGGCAACUAUUUGGAGUUGAUUGAAGUGGAGCUAACCUAAUGUAGACAAACUGAUUGUUAUUUUAAUUUUUUUCUUGUUUCAGUAGUGGUAAAAGGAGAAAUGGAACAGCCUGUGCGUACAGUUUUGUCUUAGCACAGCAAAGCAUUAUUGUAAUAAUCCUUAAAGCCUUAAAUAUUUCUACAUUUUUUUUUGUCAUUUUAUUUUAACUUUUAGACAGCUUUACCUUUUUAGAUUGUUAACACAGCGCUUCUUUAACAGUACAUAAUCGGCAACACUACAAUGGUGACAAUUAUGUUGCAUUAGUAGACUUGUAUCAGUUCUAUCAGGGGAAGGGCGGGACCAACACAUGACCACACAAAUUUCAAAUGCUCUCUUGUCUGUUUUCUUUCUUUCUGUAUGGUUAAUCUGACAUCUUUUCUACUCUUAGCUCCCCGCUCUUUCGCUUUCAAGUUCUGCUAUAUUCUUUAACUUUUUCCUCCCCUUUCUCCCAAUCUACCUCUCUCCCUCUCCUCAGCGAGCAGUCUCUAUCUUUGCAGUCUCUUCAGAGGCACCAAGCUGUUGGCAAUUCCUGUCACAGACACUGCCUUAAUUAGAUAUUCUUCAGCACUCUCCACCCCCAAUUCUUUCACUCUCACUCUGCCUUUAGCUUUUCCGAAUGUCCUCACACAGGCCUCAUUUUUAGCUGGCAAUCAGGCACAAUUUGCGCAAGAUUUCAGUGAUUGUUGUUGCACAUUAGAAGAAAAAAAAAAAAGAUGCGUAAUGAUUGUAUGCUGCUCUAUCUGCUAAAUGACAAAGCUAUCUAGAAGGUAUUUUUUCUCAUCUUGGAAAAAAAGAAAAAAUAUUUUGCUAUAUGUAAAAACAGCUGUCAUCAAUACGUAAACAUUCUGGAAAUAGAGAAGUAUAUGUAUUUUUAAAUGUUCCUGUUUUUGUGAUUUGUUAAAAUGUGUAGCACAAAUUAAAUUCCUCAUUGACGUAAA